AUGCCCGUGCAAUGUUAUUGGAGUUCCCACGAGCAGUGCUGCGCGUACGAACGGCGUUACGAUAUUUUGCGACAUAGAAGGAAAGAAAUCGCGAAGUUAUUCGGAAAGUCGGCCAGAACACCGAGGUGCGGCGAACGCGUCACGCUGCGGACGUGAAGCAGGCGACGACGGGAAACGUUGGCGGCACCGAAAAAUGCGCACAACCGUGGCGAGUCAUCGCGGAUGUCAUGCAUCUCGUCGCUGCAUCAGGGAAUGACUCGCGUCUCCGCCCCAAAAAUAAGUACGGCCCAGUGCGGUUCGUCAUCGCCGAGAUCGAGCACGAUCGCCGAUCGUACACGCAGACGGCUCUGAUCACGUAGCACGAUCCCUUCGUGCAACUACUUGAUUUAUAGCAUCGGUAGACGCAAUUCACGGAAUCAGUGAUCUGUUGAGAUUGGUUUGAGUUAUUGGUGAUUUGUGGAUCAGAGAAAAGAAUGUCACUAAAACCUAAGCGGGUAGAUUUCAAUCAAACAUGGAACGUGCUGCAAGAUACUGUCAAAGGAGUAAUAACGUUAGCAGAUAUCCCGCGCUCCACGUGGAAUGACAGAUUCAGUGAUGUGUACUCUUUGUGCGUCGCAUAUCCUGAACCACUGGCAGAUCGUUUGUACAAUGAGACAAAAAGGUUUCUCGACGAUCAUGUGUCUCAGUUGUUGGAAAAGGUCCUAUGCCAAGGCGAAAUGAAUCUGCUUCAGGCAUACCAUCGAGCCUGGACAGAGUACUCGCAGGGUAUCUACUACCUGCACAGCUUGUACUUGUACCUCAAUCAACAACACAUCAAGAAACAGAAGCUCUCGGAAGCGGAACUCCUCUAUGGCAUGGGUACCAGCAUCGAUGGUGAGUGCCAAGAGCAGAUGGAGAUCGGAGAGCUAGGCCUGGACAUCUGGAAGAGGAAGAUGAUAAUGCCGCUGAAGAAAUCGCUCGUGUCGCUUCUGCUCGAGAGUAUCCACGCCGACCGAGUCGGGAAGGCACUGCCUACCAGCACCGACGUUAUAUGCAGUGUUAUAGAGAGUUUUGUUCGAGUGGAAGAGUACAAGCUUAAGGGACAAAUAGAUAUGUACCAAGAAAUUUUCGAGGAACCUUUCCUGCAAGCUAGCGGAGAUUUUUAUAUGAGAGAAGCGUCGUCGCUGUUGCAACAGUCGAACGUUACGCGCUACAUGGAGAAAGUGACGUGGAGACUUAGCCAAGAGGAGUCGCGUGCGCAUAAGUACCUUGACAUGAGUUCUGUACCAAAAGUAAGAGCGUGUUGCGAGGAGAAGAUGGUGGCCGCGCAAGCGGACUGGCUUCACACGGAAGCCGAGAUCAUGAUAAAGGAGGAGAGCAGACGUGAUCUCGCUCUUCUCUAUCCGUUGUUGAGGCCUUUGCCGGGAGGUUUGGAUCCACUUGUACAAAAGUUCACUCGACACGUCACGCAGCAAGGAUUGCAAGCCAUUGGACCUUUGCAGGGGGAAAACGUGUACACGCAAUUCGUGGAGAAUAUGUUGAAUGUACAUUCGAAAUAUUCAGAACUGAUCAAAGAUGUGUUCAAGGCAGAUCAAAGUUUUAUGGGCGCUCUCGAUAAAGCUUGCUCUGCUAUUGUGAAUUAUAGGCCCGCUCCAAAACAACCAGUCCGAGCGCCAGAACUGUUGGCGAAAUAUUGCGAUUCUCUGUUGAAAAAGUCACCCAAAGCAGCUUCUGAGAGCGAGAUCGAGGAUAAGUUGAAGCGCUCCAUAACUGUAUUCAAGUAUGUCGACGACAAGGACGUGUUUCAGAAAUUUUACUCGCGCAUGCUGGCAAAGCGGUUGAUACACCAACAAUCGCAGUCAAUGGAGCUCGAGGAAAUGAUGAUCGAGCGGUUGAAACAAGCGUGCGGCUACGAAUUUACGAACAAGUUGCAUCGUAUGUUCACGGACAUGUCCGUCUCCGCGGAUCUCAACGCGAAAUUCAUAGCGAGCUUGCGAGAGGCGGACGGGGACAAUCAGUUGGGUACCGGUUUCGGGGUCAAAGUACUGCAAGCCGGUGCCUGGCCGCUUGGUUUACCGCCGUCCCCGGGCCCGUUUCACGUUCCGCAGCAAUUGGAGAAGUCUAUCCAGGCCUUCGAGGCGUUCUACCACAUGCACUUCAGCGGCCGUAAACUCACGUGGCUGCAUCACUUGAGUCAGGGAGAGCUGAAGUUCAACUACUUACCGAAAUCGUACUUGGUCACGGUGCAGACGUAUCAAAUGGCAUUGCUGUUACUGUUCGAGUAUUGCGACGCAGUAUCUUGUAGAGACGCGGCAGCGUCAUUACGUUUGUCUCAUGAGCAAUUAGUGAAACACGCCGCUAGUCUUGUCGACUGCAGAAUCCUCGAUAAAUCCAGCGGCAGCGAAUUGGAGGAGGACACCAUUCUUACGCUCAAUUUGAAUUAUUCCAACAAGAGAACGAAAUUCCGCGUGACCGGCGUGUUGCAGCGCGACGCGCCGCAGGACGCGGAAGCUACGCAUCGCAGCGUGGACGAGGACAGGAAGAUGUUCCUGCAGGCAGCUAUAGUUCGCAUCAUGAAAAGCCGCAAGCUACUGAGACACAAUCAGCUCAUACAGGAGGUGCUGAGUCAAUCAAAAGUCACGUUCGCACCUUCGAUUGCGAUGAUUAAGAAAUGUAUUGAGACUCUGAUAGACAAGCAAUACAUUGAACGUACGGCAAAUAGCGCGGACGAGUACUCAUAUAUCGCGUAACCUUUUAAAGUCUGUCACUAAUUUAUUUCAUUCGAAAUGCAGCCCAAACGCGCCACUGAUCGGCGAUGUUAAUUAAAUUGACAUCAACGACUCACCGAGUAUCUGGGAUAAUCGUGUGAAGAGACUCAAUGGAAACGUUUCAUCGGUGAAAGUUGAAACGCAUGUGCGGGUGUCAGUGGCGUUUGAAAGAUCGGGAAAAGCAUUUUAGCUCGCUUAUAUAUAUUUGCUCUUAGGAUCAAUCAAUUAAUAAAUACCUUAAUUAAUUUACUGAAUUGUAAUAUAUGCACACACACUGAAUAAAGAUGAUGUUACUAUUUUA
Molecule: messenger RNA, 3048 nt
Organism: Ooceraea biroi (clonal raider ant)
Lineage: Eukaryota; Metazoa; Arthropoda; Insecta; Hymenoptera; Formicidae
Gene: Cul2
Product: cullin 2
Biological process (GO): ubiquitin-dependent protein catabolic process
Cellular component (GO): cullin-RING ubiquitin ligase complex
Molecular function (GO): ubiquitin protein ligase binding
Source: RefSeq, a predicted model, not a curated record